Messenger RNA from Rhodamnia argentea, 1881 nucleotides. Its product is annotated as transcription factor MYB61. Bases 373 to 1617 code for a protein of 414 amino acids. Gene Ontology annotation, biological process: regulation of stomatal movement. The transcript is spliced from 3 exons. NCBI's taxonomy places the organism in Eukaryota, Viridiplantae, Streptophyta, Magnoliopsida, Myrtales, Myrtaceae. The record is from RefSeq and is a predicted model, not a curated record.
CGUCUUUCUACAGGGGGGAGAAAAAGAAGCAAAUUUUAAUGGAAAACCAAGAAAGUCUGAUGCCCAUUUUGACUGCGAGUCUCUCUAUCGUCUGAAGGGGCCUUUUCCUGAUGUUAAAUUCAACUCCCUUCCGCAGCUGCUACUUCAUUUUCUUUCUCUCUCUCUCUCUCUCCCCUCUCCUUUUCUCCUCUGUUCUGUUUGUCUGUGCUCACAACUCUUUCUGUCACACCACCACUGAAAUUCUGCUAGGAGCCGCCUCUGGUGCUGGCUGACUUUUCACCUAGAAGUCACGAAACUCUGUAGUCGCUAUUUUCGGAAAAUUUCGAGGAAACACACGCAGAGAGACAGGGAGAGAGAGAAUCUAGUCUCUGAAUGGGGAGGCAUUCUUGCUGUUACAAGCAGAAACUCAGAAAAGGGUUGUGGUCACCUGAAGAGGAUGAGAAGCUUUUGAGGCAUAUCACUCAGUAUGGCCAUGGUUGUUGGAGCUCUGUCCCAAAGCAAGCCGGUCUACAGAGAUGUGGCAAGAGCUGCAGAUUGAGGUGGAUUAAUUACUUGAGGCCUGAUUUGAAGAGAGGGGCAUUCUCCCAAGAGGAAGAGGACCUCAUCAUUGAGUUCCAUGCCGUUCUGGGGAACAAGUGGUCACAGAUUGCAGCCCAAUUGCCAGGCAGAACAGACAAUGAGAUAAAGAACCUGUGGAAUUCUUGCCUGAAGAAGAAGCUCAGGCAGAGAGGCAUUGACCCUGUGACCCACAAGCCUCUCUCUGAGGUUGAAACCAGUGAUGAAAGGGACGCGACUUCAGGGCAGACCCAAGAUAAGGUCUCCCGAGCGUCAGUUGAAUUGCUAAGCCAUCUCAAUCCACAAAUCUCAAGCUCCAGGACAGCAAGAAGCAGUAAAAACAGCAACUUGAUGGCACCCACCGUGAGCAAGGGGACAAUCGCAGAUGGGUUCGUGAGCAAUCACCAAGAGAACUCGAUGAUGAACAUCUGCAGCUCAGACUUUGUUGACAAUUUCUCUCCGCAACAAUUGAACUUCUCAUCAAGUGAUUCCAGAUUUUCUAACCUCUGGUUCACCCAAACGGGCAAAUUACUUGGAAGCACCUUGUUCCCCGACUUCAAUUCCAAUGUAAUGUCUACCCUUUCUCCUCCUUCAACCAACUCUUUUAUCUCUACUGCUACAAUGGGCAUGGACUUCAAGCCGUCUGAUGCCGUUCCUUCAGCGAAUUCAACUUCAAGCGCAAGCACAGGAACUGCAGAUUUGCACCACGGCGGCUCCUACUUCGGGAACAGCUUAGUUUCCUGGGGAUUAUUGGCAGAUUGUGGCUCACCAGACAAGGAGGGAUCGACCUCAAUUCAUCCAUCAGAUAUGCAUCAACCCGGAGACUUCAAGUGGGCUGCCGAAUAUUUCCAGAACCCUCUGUUCAUGGCGGCCGCGCUGCAGAAUCAAGCCCAGCAACACGUCAGUUUGUACAACCAGAUAAAGCCAGAGACCCAGUUUGUUCCAGACAAUUCAAGUUCCUCCAUGUGGGAUCAUCUUCAGGGACACGAAUUCUUGGACAAUUCCUCAGACACAUGCGUCAAGGAUGUCCAGAGAUUAACGGCGCUGUUCGGACACAUUUAGCUAGAGAAUUGUCAUUAGCUGACGGAGCCUCAUUGUUGAAGAGGAGGGGCGGGGAUCAUUUGACGACGGGCUAUUUGAUUGGUAGUGACUUGAAAAUUCGCAGACUGCUUAUUUAUUACGUGUGGAUUCUUACUUUCUUUCUAUUUUUUGCCCUUUUCCUCUUUCAAUGUACAUAGUUUUAAUACUUGAGAUUCGGAGGCCUUGCUCUGUUUCGGCUUCAUUGCUGUUGAAUACAGGACGUGAUGUUGCAUUAUUCCUGGGUUU